UAGCGAGUUUAUUUUUCAUUAAAUUUAUAAAUUAAAAAAACGUGAGAUUAACGUUUUUAAGUUGUGAUAAAAGUAACAGCAUGUCCUUUUUUGGCGGCAAUACAUCGUUGGGCGCAACAAGCACGCCGGCUAAACCUGGCGGUCUCUUUGGCUCAGCAUUUGCAGCACCAACAAGCGUGGCAGCGCCUGCCUUUGGGAGUACUAUGGGUGCGCCUGCGUUUGGGGCUACAACAAGCGCAUUUGGGGUAGCGCCAACAGCAGCAACGACAGGAACACUAGGUGGCGGUGCGUUUGGUGGUUUUGGCGCAUCGACGCAGCCUGCACCUCAAAACAACAUGUUUGGCAGCGCAGUGAGUACAGCGCCGCCUGCGUUUAGCGGAUUUGGACAGCUGUCGACGACAAGUAAUGCGCCAGCUACUGGCUUUGCAGGCUUUGGCGCACCAACAACUUCAGCGCCUGCCUUUGGUGGCUUUGGCACAAGUCAAGCGACGCCUUUUGGCGGCGGCUUUGGUUCAACGUUUGGCAAACCAGCAACGACCACUGUAACACCUGGAUUUGGUGGCUUUGGUGGCACGAAUUUUAUGUUGGGACAGCCACAACAGCAGCCGGCGCCUAUUUCAGCAGAUGAAGCAUUUGCCCAGAGCAUCUUAAAUGUUUCUAUAUUUGGCGAUGAGCGCGACAACAUUGUGGCCAAGUGGAACUAUUUGCAGGCCAUGUGGGGCACGGGCAAGCUAUUUUACUCGCAGAGCGCUGCGCCUGUGGACAUAACGCAGGAGAACUAUUUAUGUCGCUUCAAAGCCAUUGGCUAUAGCCGUAUGCCUGGCAAGGAUAACAAACUGGGGCUUGUGGCAUUGAAUGUUGAUCGUGAACUGUCUGUGAUUAAACCACAGCAACAACAGAUUAUACAAACUCUGCACACUUUAAUGGGCAGCAAGCCCAACAUAUUGGUGCAUAUUGAUGCAAUUAAAGAGAUGGAGAAUAAAAAGUGUCAGGUGAUCAUCUUUGUGGAAGAGAAACUGCAGCUGCCACAUGCACCUAAUGAUAGCAAACGCAUAUUGGCCACAGAGCUGGCGGCCUAUCUAAGCCAAAUGAAUAUAAGGCCUCAACUUAACAAUCUGGGUGUAACGGAAAUCUUGGCUUUAACGCUGCCCGAUAAAGACCAGCUAAAAGAGUAUCUGGAGAAUCCACCCAAAAGUGUAGAUCCACGCAUGUGGCGACAGGCAAAUUUGGACAAUCCGGAUGCCAAUCAAUUUAUACCUGUGCCCAUAAUCGGUUUCAGUGAUUUAAAAUGGCGUGUUAAGUGCCAGGAGCAGGAGACAGAAACCCAUGCGCUGUACAUGAAAAAAGUAGAGAGUGAGCUGGCAGAGCUGCGACAACGACAUGCCUCAGCCACAGCCAAGAUAUUGGAGCAUAAACGUAAACUAGCAGAGAUGAGUCAUCGUAUACUGAGGAUUGCAGUGAAGCAGGAGUGCACACGCAAAGUCGGCACUACUCUAACCCCCGAGGAGGAGGCGCUGCGCACUAGACUGCAGAAUAUGCAGGCAGUUGUCUCAGCACCCACACAGUUCAAGGGUCGUUUAAGCGAGCUGCUCUCACAGAUACGCAUGCAACGCAACCAGUUUGCCGGCAAUGGCAUUGCGGAGUAUGUUAUAGACAAGGACGCCGAAGAUGAGAUGAAAAAUGUGCUGAGCAUGCAACAGCGUGCGAUGGAAGUGCUUAGCGAAACGGUUAAAAAGGAUAUGGAAGCGAUGGAUAUUAUUUUAAAAGGCUUGCCCGAGUUACAACAGUUAUAAAAGCCAAAAAUUUGAUUACAGUUGUUUGUACCACAAUAUAU
This is a messenger RNA of Drosophila busckii, 1834 nucleotides long. It is a transcript of the gene Nup54, whose product is annotated as probable nucleoporin Nup54. Gene Ontology annotation, molecular function: structural constituent of nuclear pore. The coding region runs from base 81 to 1793 and encodes 570 amino acids. The transcript is spliced from 5 exons. The record is from RefSeq and is a predicted model, not a curated record. Gene Ontology annotation, biological process: nuclear pore organization; protein localization to nuclear inner membrane; NLS-bearing protein import into nucleus. Gene Ontology annotation, cellular component: nuclear pore; nuclear pore central transport channel. Lineage: Eukaryota; Metazoa; Arthropoda; Insecta; Diptera; Drosophilidae.